This is a messenger RNA of Phytophthora sojae, 4965 nucleotides long. RefSeq lists its product as hypothetical. NCBI's taxonomy places the organism in Eukaryota, Oomycota, Peronosporomycetes, Peronosporales, Peronosporaceae. Gene Ontology annotation, cellular component: myosin complex; cytoplasm; actin cytoskeleton. The record is from RefSeq and is a predicted model, not a curated record. Gene Ontology annotation, biological process: vesicle transport along actin filament; actin filament organization. The coding region runs from base 1 to 4965 and encodes 1654 amino acids. Gene Ontology annotation, molecular function: actin filament binding; ATP binding; microfilament motor activity. The transcript has 2 exons.
AUGGACGUCGGCACCAGCGUGUGGGUCAAGACCAAGGACGCCGCCGUGUGGGCCGCGGGCGAGGUCGUGGACUACCAGGACGCCGGCGGCAUCGUGCGCGUGCGCCGCCUUGACACGGACGACGUCGUUGUGCGACGCUACCCGGGCUUCGACGACGAGCUGUGUCUGCGUAACCUGUCGGCGGACUUCCCGGCCAUGUCGAGCCUUACGAGCCUCGAGCACCUGCACGAGGCGGCGCUGCUGCAGGCGCUGAGCGAGCGGUUCGCGCACGACCAGAUCUACACGUCCAUCGGGGACAUUUUGGUGGCGUUGAACCCGUUAAAACCCUUGCCGGACCUCUAUUCGGAGAGUCACUUAAACGCCUACAAGCAGGUUAUGACAGUGCUAACCGGCAACAGCAACUGCAACAGCAACAGCAACAGCAACUCGGUUAGAGACAAGGAGUUGCCGCCCCACAUCUUUGCCAUCGGAGGCAAAGCCUUCGGCGGCCUAUUGAAGCCCGAGCGACGCAACCAGAGCAUCCUCGUGAGUGGAGAGAGCGGCAGUGGCAAGACGGAGAGCACCAAGUUCCUCAUGCAGUUUCUAACCAGCGUGGGCAGCGAUCAGUCUCUAACCGAGAGGGAAACCAGCGGCGCAGUGGAAAUCGGCAGAAGAAUCUUGCAGACCAACCCCAUCCUCGAGUCGUUCGGCAACGCGCAGACCAUCAGGAACGACAACUCGAGUCGGUUCGGCAAAUUUAUCAAAAUCCAGUUCGGAGACAACAACCAGAUCGUCGGCGCGCAAAUUGUGAGCUACUUGUUGGAAAAGGUGCGCUUGCUGCACCAAAGCCCGGAGGAGCGCAGCUUCCACAUUUUCUAUGAGCUGCUCGAAGGAGCGGACAGGACGCUGUUAGCGACUUUGGGUCUGGAAAAGGGCGGCAACUACGAGUUGCUCAAUUCGUACGGACCCAGUUUUGCAAAAAGGAGGAAAAUUGCCGACAAGUACGCGCAGCUUUAUGUGGAGACUGUGCGCGCGUUCGAGGGCACUGGUGUCGGCGAGCAGGAACGACUGGAGAUUUUCAAGAUUUUGGCGGCGCUGUUGCAUCUGGGAAAUGUGAAUUUUAAGGACGCCGGAGGACAGGAUGACGCCACGGCCGUCACGGACGAGUCGCGGUUUCAUUUGGACAAGUGCGCAGAGCUCAUGGGCGUAAAUGUGGACAAACUGGAGACGUUGUUGAGCAGUCGAGAGAUUAAGGCGGGUAUGGAGAUUAUGGUGCUCAAGCUGAGUCCGGAGCAGGCCAAGGAGAUCUGCCGGUCGCUGGCGAAAGCCAUUUACGGGCGCUUGUUCACGUGGCUGGUUCGUCGUCUGAGUGACGAGAUUAAUUAUUACGACUCGGCGGUGUCGAUCUCGGACGAGGACGAGGAGCUAGCUUCGAUCGGUAUUCUGGAUAUCUUCGGCUUCGAGAGCUUGAACCGCAAUGGAUUCGAGCAGCUUUGUAUCAACUACGCCAACGAACGACUUCAGGCCCAGUUUAACGAGUUCGUCUUUGUUCGUGAGCAGCAAGUUUACAUUGCAGAAUGUAUCGACUGGAGGAAUAUUUCGUAUCCCAGUAAUGCCGCGUGUUUGGCUCUGUUUGACGACAAGAGCAACGGUCUCUUCUCGCUGUUGGAUCAGGAGUGUCUGAUGCCGAAGGGCUCAAACCAGGCGCUGAGCACCAAGUUCUAUCGGUAUCACGGUGGAGACGGCUCUGCAGACUCGGCGGGUCUCUUACAGCAACCACAGCUGGCGCAGAGCACUCUUCCUCUGCUCAUGUCGUCCUUCAGCCGGUACUUGCACCGAACCGAGUCGCAAGAGGAGCCUGCUCACCAGGACACAAGAAAGCAUCCUUUCUCAGCGUCCAAGAUGGAGCGCGUGAAGCAUCAGUUCGUGGUCCACCACUUCGCUGGGCGCGUGUGCUACAACGUUGAGCAGUUCGUCGAAAAGAACACGGACGCGCUCCCUGCUGACGCUAGCAGCAUCUUGUCCUCUUCAGAUAAUGAAGUGGUGGUGGCGAUCGGAUCUAAUGAGAACGUGGACUCGGGAGCUGAGAACGGAGCGGCCGGACGGAGACGCUACUCUAUGCUACGACAACCAAGCGUGUCGGCGCAGUUCAAGAGCCAGCUAGACCGGUUAAUCGUUCAGAUUGGACGCACCGAGGCCCAUUACGUUCGAUGUCUAAAACCCAACGAGGUCAAGAAGCCCGGUAUUUUUGACCGUGAAAGGAUGGUGGAGCAGAUGCGCUCCGUCGGCGUCCUCGAGGCUGUUCGCAUCGCACGACACGGUUACUCAGUGCGUUUAGCACACGCCAGUUUCAUCGAGUUGUUCUCGGGCUUCAAGUGUUUCCUGAGUACGCGCGAUCGAGUUGCGAAGAUGAACAAUCACGACUUGGCUCAAGCGCUUGUAACCGUAUUGAUGGACAAGGUGCUACUGGAGGACGGCGUUGAACGUGAAGAGAGGAACCCAGGAGUUUUGACUGCAGUCACUGGUGACGGCACCGGAACGGCUUUCGAGAAUGAUAUCAGACGCAAGGACGUUCAGGUGGGCAAGACACUCGUGUUUUGCAAGUCUACCACCUACAACCGCUUCUCUCGAUACCGUCUCGACUUGCGGAACCAUUGCGCGACUGUGUUGCAGAAGCACUAUCGCGGAUAUCGCCGUCGUGUCUUGUUCCAGGAGCUGCGCAGCUUCGUGGUGCACGUCCAGGCGAUUGUCCGAGGGUUCCUGGGAAGGAGACGGGUGGAUAAGUUGCGCCAAUUGCGUCGUGAAAAUGCUGCUACUCGUAUCCAGGCGUUCUGGAGGCGCUGCGUUGCACAGCGCAAGUUCGCUGAGAUGAUUAGGCAUAAGCGACAGAUCGCUGCGGCUACCCGGAUCCAGGCGAACUUCCGGCGCUUGAAGGCUCAGCGCAUUCUUUCGGCAAUGCUCCUGGAUAAGCGACAACUCGCUGCUGCGAUUUGUGUUCAGUCAAAUUGGAGGCGUUGGCUGGCGCAGCGCGAGCUCGCGGAACUUCGCAACGAAAAGAUCAAGCAAGCGGCUGCUGUUCGUAUUCAGUCGCAGUGGAGGCGGUGGUUGGCUCAGCGCGAGCUCGCGGAGCUGCGCAAUCAAAAGCGUCAGGGAGCUGCCGCUGUUCGCAUUCAAGCUCAAUGGAGGCGGUGGCUUGCACAGCAGCAGCUUGCAAUACUGCGCUUGCAAAAGCUUCAAGUUGCCUCCGCUGUGCGUAUCCAAGCGCACUGCAGGCGUUUGCUGGCGCAGCUCAAGCGUGAGAGGUUGCUCCGGCAUAAGCUCGAGGUGUCUACAGCGAUCCGAAUCCAGACGCAGUGCAGGCGUUGGCUGGCCCAACGCAAGCGCAAGCAAUUGGAGCAGGAAAAGCGUGAGUUGGAGGCAGUGGUCAUCAUCCAGAGGCAGAGCAGAAUCUGGCUCGGGCAAAACAACCUCGUGACUGAAAAGCUGCGACGUUUUCGCUUGAACAUGGCGUUCAAGAGGCUCCGUCACGCGUGUCAGGCUUCGCAGGCUGCGCGCGAAAUGGAGGCCGAACCAUCCCCAAGUGACGAUUCCAGUGCAAGUCGAGCGAAGCGACGUAUGACCCGGUCGGUUGGGCUUCCGAUCAAUCUGUCCAGCUCGGAGCAGGAAGACAGCUCUACCGGUGACGACAGGAUGGAGCCCCGACUUCGUAUCUCGGCUCCUACCCACCGCCGCACGAACAGCAGACAGCGCAGUCGCGCGAGCAGUAGGCACCGCAGCCGUGCAGGCAGCAGCCACGUCGAUGACCGCAACUCACUCCUGGAGAACGAGAUCUUGCGGCUGCAGCAGAUGCUGGUGGACCAGCAGAACGGUCGCGAGGCGCGUCCUCUGCGGGAUCAGCGGCGUCGGUCGUCAACGUUCGCUCGGCCGCCUCGCAGUGCUCCGCUCGAACUGAAUCGUGUCACCGCGUCGCGUACAGGCCGUCGCCGGUAUUCCGUGGACGGCGCGUUAUCUGACGAUGAGGACGGCGAGAUCGACGACGAGGUGUCGCUGCUGCCGCCACGUCGCGCGCGUAGUGUCAUGCCCGGCCAGCAGCUCGAUCACGUGUCCAUGUUGUCCCAGAAGAUCGAGGAGCUGGACGCCAAGUGCAAGUUCCUGGAACAGCUCGUGGCUCGCAAGAACUACGAGGAUGCCGCGAGAGAGUCCGUCAUGUUCGGCCGAGGGUCGCAGGGCGGCAGGGAGCGUUUCCCCUCGGGCGAUGGGUCAUUGUACGGCGACGGCGCUCCCAGCGAGGCGGGCUCGGACGUGGACUCGAUCAUCUUCAACAUCCAGAGCCAGAUGAACAUGCUGCGCCAGUCGAUCGCCGUCAAGGAGCAGGCGCUGCAGACGUCGCGCAAGUCCCACGCCAUGUCCUUCUCGUCCAGCACUCGGCCGACGCGCUCCUCGUCCGCAGCCUCGACCACGUCGUUCUCGAACCUGCCCAUGGGGGAGGCCCCACCGAGCCUGCCGUCGCUGUCGUUGUCUGAGUCGCAGCUGUCAGCCGGUGGAUCGUCUCAUGGCAACAGUCGACGCAGUGGCGGCAGCUCGCUCGGACUCCCGCCGACGCCGACGUCGUCCGUGGCGCCGUCGUUCUACCAGGGACCACCGCGCUCGUCCCCCGCGCACUUCGGCGGUCGAGGCAUGCCCCGCAUCGUCAAGUGGGCGCGCUCCACCAACUGCUACGAGUGCGAGGAGCCCUUCAAUCUGUUCGUGCGGCGCCACCACUGCCGCAUGUGCGGCAACUCGUUCUGUCACGAGCACUCGAGUCGGCGCGUGUCCGUCUUCGGAAUCGGCUUCGACGACGAGCCCGUGCGCGUGUGCGACAACUGCUUCGCCGAGUACUACGCGGCCUCGCAGGAGCCGCUUACGCCCCAGUACCCAGCUCCGCAGUUCGGCUUCAGCUCCGGCCCGCUGUCCACUUCAUCACGGCUCAGCGGCUUGAACCUGUAG